AAUGGUAAACUAUAAGGUUAAGUCAACAUUCAUUUACACUGUCUAUAUAUUGCAAAUGUUAAAUCUUUCAAUUCUCACUCAAAAAGGUCAAUAUCCAGUACAAUACGCAAUAAAUCGUCAAAAUAAUGAAGAAUUUUGUUUGAAUGCAAAACUUGGACCCUGUUGUGAUAUUGAUAAUAUGGCAUUAAAUGGAAAUGCAAAACAAUAUCAGGGAACACAAAAAACACAAUUUGCUGGCAGGGCUGUAGAUGGGAAUUUCUCUCAACAUGCUCAUACAACCUCCACUGGUAAAUACGGAAGAAUAAGAAUUGAGUUACCAUACAAUGCUAUAAUCUCAAGAAUAUUAAUACUGAAUCAGCAAAAAGAAAGAAGCAAAAGAUUAUCAUAUUUAAAAGUUUUUACUGUACAAAAUUCUACAUCAGUUGCUGCAGAUUUAACAAAACACACAAACUACAUACCAGUUGGAGAUAUAGAUUAUGUCAUUAACAAUAAAUCAUUUGCUGAGAUAUAUACAAAUAAUGUAAUUUCUAAAAUAUCAAAAUAUAUAGCAAUUGAAAGAUAUCAGAAAGUAGCUGAUCCUUCUCAAAAGGACGGAGGAGAAUUGAUAAUUGCUGAAGUAAUAGUUGAAGGAUUUCGACCAUAUAAUAGUAUUGCUGCCAAUAAACCAACGCAGGUUGUUUCGAAUGAUGACACAAUCAGUAAAAUUCCGGUUACCCAUCCACUUUUUCAAUGCAGUGAAUCUUUGACAGAAUUUGGUAAAAUAUGGAGAGUUGAUCUUCAAAAUUAUUACAAAAUUCAUCAUUUAGCUAUUUUUAAUGGAAACAAAUAUAGUUUGGGUUCCUUUGAUAUUUUCAUUCAUGAUGAUUCUGCGAAUCUGCCCAACAUCUGGCAAACAAAUGCGUAUCAAAAUGAUUAUACUUUUAGAAAUUCUAAAACAAUACCGAAAGGCGGAAUAUUUUCACAUUAUUUUGAUUGUAAAGUAAAGAGAAAUAAUGUAAUUGGAAGAUUCAUCACUUUGAAUUCGACAUCACAAGUAUUUCAAUUCUGUAAUUUAGUGAUUAAGGGCGAAAAAGUUGAAAAAGACAAUAUUGCGAUUAACGGAAAAGCCUAUCGUGAUGGAAUAGCAGACAAGAUAGCAAAUGAAGCAAUUAAAGAUACUAUUAACUGUUCAAAAUCAUAUACAUCAACAGGUGGAAGAUUACGAAACUUUGACAUCUCUCUUGUUCCAUAUGAUUAUCGAAUUGAAGAUGCAAAUAAUAUCCAGUUCUUACGCCUUAAAACAAUAUAUAAUUUUACUGGUUCAAUGAUGGAUAGUUCGGCGUUUACUGUGAAUGUUCCGUUUUCUAGUAAUAACACAAGAGGAAUUGUUAUAAGGAAAAGGGACAAUAAAUGUUAUUUAAACAUUCGUUGUAGUGAUGGAAGUUUAGAUUUAUGUCAAGUUUAUGUUAAAGGAAAAGGAAUUUAUUGCAAUGAUAAUGAAUUCGGAAUUCCUCCAAAAUGCACACAGUGUCCUUUGCAUUGUAAUAAGAAUUAUAAUUAUUCAGCAGAGAAUUUGGAAUAUUGUCAAUGCAAAAUUGGUUAUGAAAUAUCAAAUGGAAAAUGUGUUUUUAUUGGUUUGUUGGAAAGAAAUUUGGAUAAUGUAAUAUUUGAUAAGGAAAACAACACUGUUCAUAUUAAUUUGGCGAAUUUCCUUUCAAAUCCGAAAAUAAAGACUAAAGCUUUUGCGGGCUAUGAAAUCUCUUUGGGAAAUGACACAUUGAUAUUUGAAAAUGUUAUAAUUUAUGAUACAUCACUUUUCGUUGACAAAUUUAUAAGACACAAAAAUGAAACUAAGAUACUUUCUGUAGAAAUUAGAGUUAGAAAUGAAUUGGAAGAUUGUUCAGUGUCUCUUGGAAAGAGCAGUGAAUCUUCUGUUGAAAUACCACCGUGUUCACGUCCAAACUCGCUGACUGGUUUGAGGUAUACAGAAGUUCUAUUCAGUCCGGAAAGAAAUAAAUGGUUAUAUUCAAUAACUUGGAAUAAACCAAGAAGCCGAGGACAUAAUUGUAAUAAAUAUUUGGGUGUUCAAGUCUCAUUUGUUGUUGUAAGUUCUAAAGUGGAGAAUAGAAAAAGUGAAGUUAAUCAAAUGAUAAUUGAAGAUAUUACAAAAAAUUUUACGGAAAUGUUUUUGAAUAUCAAUGUCAGUGGUUAUUUCACAGUUGAAGCUCUGAACGAACAUUACUCUAGUGAGCAAGUGAAAUCACCUAAUAUAAAUCUAGAAAGACCAGAGACAUCCAGUAUAGAAAAUGAAAGUGAUAAUGAUAAUUAUGAUUUUAGUCUUACUUCUUUUAUUAGAAUUGAUGUUUUAUAUAAUUUUGUUUAAUGACAGAUUCUUCAAAGUCUAUUCCUUUUUGGCCUUUCAUUGUUGGCGGUGUUGUUAUUUUAUUGGUUGUAGUGACUAUUGCAUUUAUUUACUUCUGUUAUAGAGUACAUAAAAAAGUCGUUAAUGAGCGAAAGGAAGAAUUACCAUCGCAAAACGAAUAUGUUAACAAUGUAGAGGAAAAUACUUAUUGCGAAGUGAAAGAAAAGCCAUUUUAUGUCAAUUUAAUUCAUUUAAAAUGUUUUAAAAAAAACAAUGAGUAGUAAUAUUAAAUGAAAAUAGAAUUGGAUAUUAAUGUCAUUGCUUUUCAUUUAGUCUUUUACUUGAAACAAUUUUCAUUGUGUUAUUUUCUUUAAAGAGACUUUAUUUCUUGAAGAUAAGAGAUUACUACUCAAAAUGCAACUGUUAUUUGUCAAAAAUCAUAUCUUUUACUUUUUUUGUCUGUUCAUAAUUUAAAUGUUAUUUACUAAUCAGCUUUUUUCCUCUUAAUUAUUGUUCUUGCAGUAACUGUUCUGUGAUAUGCAAAUAUUUCUGCAUUUAACUAAUCUUUUGAAAUGUAACUUAUCCCUUCACAAUAAACAAUCUUACUAUUCAUAUCAGGCAUAUUGCGAGCGA
Dimorphilus gyrociliatus is the source of this 2974-nucleotide messenger RNA. The record is from the annotation of a GenBank genome assembly. NCBI's taxonomy places the organism in Eukaryota, Metazoa, Annelida, Polychaeta, Dinophilidae.